AUGGCUGAACCAAAUCCAUGGGACGAAAUGCCCGUCAAUACAAAGCUAAAACUUAAGGAGCCUCAAGAAAUAAAAUCCCAACUUUCUCUGUUUUCUCGACUUAAGACUAAAAUGCUCUCUUCGAAUAAUAUUCUUCCAAUGUUGCCAAAAUUGACCAAACAACAAUCCUCUUUGCUCUCAAAGUUUUCUAAUGAUGAUGGAGUAGGGCCAAUACAAGUUUCGUCCUUAACGUCACCCUGUUCGGUACAUACCUUGGAUAGUGAAUCUAAGGAAAACAUUUCAUUUGUUUCUACUGAACCUGACAUUGUUUCGUUCUCCGAAUUAACUUAUGAAGAACAGAAUAAAUCGGUGAAAUCAACGUCAAAAUUUACAAUGCCUAUGCGUCCCAGUUUAGUUAAGCCUAAGUCAAGUUCCCGUGCUAUCAAGAAAUCGGGUUCAUUUUUAUCAAACCAAUUUCGGGAUUUGGCAGAUCUUGAUACCAAGCCCACAGGUAAUGAAACGACGCCCUUUGCGAAUCAGUCUGAUUAUGGCACAACUAAGGUUUUGGAUGGUUUAACACAGCCUCUUUUAAAAGAGACUUCAUCCUUUUAUAUUUCAUCACAAGAUUCUUUUGAUAACAUCGUCCCAACUUCUUGUAAUCCUGCGCCAACAAUUAACCACUUGUCUGAAAAAUCAUCAGCGUUGAUUUCUGCACCUUCUUUGGACCAAUCAUCAGGUUGCUCAGUUCAACCAAUGGAGAAGUCCGGUUCCUCUUUUCUAUUGCCAAGUUCUUCAAGUUGCCAUGGGAAGAGAUCCCGUCCAACCCCCACGGGUAAUUAUCUGAAGCUCAAUCUUCGCAAGAAAUGUUUCAGCCGUGGUGGAAGUAGACGUCAAGCUCGAAGUCGAUUUGCAGUGCGAAAUGCCAAAUACGCAGCUAAGUUUGGCAAUUGGAAGAAAGGAGGUGGAAAGUUUGUUGCCAAGAGUGGUCGGAAGGCGUGUGGGACAUGUUUUAAAUGCGGCCAGGAGGGCCACUGGGUAAACAAAUGCCCCAAAGUCAUAUAUGGAAUGUCCGCUUCCAAACCCUCUACUCAGGAGAUUGAAGAGAUGGAUCCGGAUUAUAGUCAUGCAGAAUGGCGCAUCACUGAUGUUGAUGAACUCAACGUUCAGUUUCCCAAUGGGCCUCAGUUGGCAGAUCUUUUAAAUUAUAGUUGUCCUUCCACGAAUAUGCAACUCUCUCCAAUACUAGGUGAUGGCGCUUUUGAGAUUGAAAAAGUUAGGGAAUAUAUGACUGAACUUUUGAGUGAGAUGUGUAUCGAUUCAUUUCGACCAGGUCAAGAGCGUGUUAUAUGGAGAUUAUUAGGAGGAAAAUCAACCCUUCUUAUCUUACCGACUGCAGGUGGAAAGUCCCUGUGUUAUCAAAUUCCUGCUGCCGUAUACCAAAAAUUUUGCCCAAACUCAAUAGCUCUGGUCAUAUCACCACUUAUAUCCCUCAUGCAAGAUCAAAUUCUCUCUUCCUUCUCCCCAAUUCGCGGUGCCUAUUUGAGUUCAAGUCAAACUAAGGACGAGAAGGAGGUCAUUCUUCAAGCGAUCAAGGCUGGUCAAUAUGCCUACGUAUUAAUGUCACCGGAAGCACUUGUUGAAACGGAUUGGAUCCUACGAAAGAAUUGCCUCCCGCCGAUUAGUUUUGUUUGUGUAGAUGAGGCCCACUGUUUGGCUGAUUGGUCACAUCAUUUCCGACCCUCCUAUCUGCAGAUUUGCAACCUUCUUAGAACUCGACUUGGAAUCACUCGAUUUCUAGGACUUUCUGCAACUUGUACACCUUUAACAAUCAGGAAUAUAUGCUCCAAUCUGGGCAUCGGCGAGGCCAUCAAACUGGAUGCUAAAUGUAACAGCGAAGAAGUAUUAAGUUCCUUUGAACCAGCCGGUGGUUAUCUUCAGCCCAUAUCCUGCCCUAUUCCUAGCAAUCUUUUGGUUACGGCUUCAAUGGACCAUAACAGAGAUGAAGCUCUAAUUAAAAUGCUUCAAAGACCACCAUUCUCCGAACAGUUGUCUAUUUUAGUCUACGCUGCAACUCGAGAUCUCACAGAACGCUUGGCUGGUUACAUUCGAACUUAUUUGCAAGACGUGAAGGAAAAGAUAGGUAGACGUACUGUUAGUUGGAAUACAGCGGUAUACCAUGCUGGUCUUCCUUCAAAGGUACGUGACCGAGUCCAAAAGCGUUUUAUGUCAGGAAAAAUUCGUGUUCUCGUGGCAACUUCAGCUUUUGGUAUGGGAUUGAACAAGCAGGAUUUACAGGCGGUCAUUCACUACUCCCUUCCAAAGUCAUUUGAGAAUUAUAUUCAGGAAAUCGGUCGAGUAGGUCGGAAUGGACAGCAGUCCUACUGCCACACAUUUCUUCCUCCUGGUUUCUCUUCUCAGUCAGAGGAUGCCGAUGAAGACGGUGAACCCGUAAUAACUCCCGAGGAGUCUCGUGAGGCCAAUGAGCUACGUCGCCACAUAUUCGCAAACCACAUUGACACAGUGCAACUCAAACGCCUCCUCAACCUAAUUGCUGGAAGGCGGAGUCGAGUGGUUGCAUUGGAUCCUGAUCAGAUCGCUGAGGAGCUUGAUAUUAAACCUGAGAGUCUGGCCACUCUGAUUACCUACAUGCAUCUUCGUGCGGAUAUGCAACCGUUGGUAUCGAUUCUACCGUCGUGGCCUGCAAAAGUCACCUUCAGUUGUUACGGUGGCCCACUUGAACUGGCCCGUGUCUCCACUAAAUGCCUUGCCAUGUCAGCGUGGUUAGGUCACCUAAAAUCCCAAGCCAUUCCCGGCACUCCCUUCCCUUCUCCCACUUUGCGGGAAGUGACCAUUGAUCUGUCCCUGUUGUGCAAUAACUGGGGAUGGAAACCGGAUUCCGUGUUACGCGAACUUCGUUCUUUUGAAUGGGAUACCACGGGGCCCUCUGGAGCACCACGACGUAGUGGGGUCAGCGUUUCUCUUGUGGGGUCUACGCGAGCAACCUGGUUGUGGGUUCAUCCCCUUCCUACUGGCUCUUCUUUAUCUGAGAGACUCGACGCUGAGGUUGUCUACUUGAGACACAGGUUAGGUGAAGUGGAACGAGCUGGUUUGCGUAGUCUUGCUCAAUUGCAGUCUGCUAUUGCUCUUGUCGCAGCUCGAUGCAUUGAUGAUAUUGACUUUGAGGAUGAGCAUGUUAAGAGUAAAUCAGAUCAACUUCAUUCUCGUGUGGAGGCACAUUUCUGUGAGACGAUUGAUGAAGAAGCCGUAAUGGCUUCUUGGCCGAGGCCUAUUACUAAAGAAAAAGAGGAAUCUGUGUGCCGAACAGUGAGUGAGUUCUUGCGUCUGCACAGCGAGUCUGUGGCAAGUGGCCAGGUGACCGGUCGUGUGAUGGCCAACAUCUUCCAAGGCAUCGGCUCACCCAAUUUCCCAGCCUACUCGUGGUCUCCUGGACAACUCAAGCUUAGGACUAGCUUUGGGGAGAUGAAUAGCGACCCGGAGACUCUUUUACCAAAGUCGGCAUCAUAA
Molecule: messenger RNA, 3504 nt
Organism: Rodentolepis nana
Lineage: Eukaryota; Metazoa; Platyhelminthes; Cestoda; Cyclophyllidea; Hymenolepididae
Source: the annotation of a GenBank genome assembly